AUGGCCACUGGUCAAGUCGGCUUCAAGGACCAGAAGAAGGUCAAGCGCGUCUAUGUCGCCAAGCGAGAGAAUCCCAUCGUCAACCGUCUGAACAAAACAAAGGUCGAGAAGUUCCCAGACUUCAGACAAGAGAAAGAAGACAGAGCAAAGGAGCUGAGAAAGAAGGACCGCUCUGUCAUCGCAGCAAGGGUCUGUAUAGCGAAAUCUCAAAGCGAAAGAGACACACUGGCUUAUACAAUCACCAACAGGCAAAGGGAAGAGGCUCGCAUUGCAAAGGAGAGGAAAGAGUUGGCAUAUCAAAGAGAACACGCUUACGACGAGUGGAAUUCGGAGGAACAAGUCAUGGCCUCCAGCAACCAGAACCGCGAUUCAGACUGGGAGGACGACUUCAUGUGA
This is a messenger RNA of Aureobasidium musti, 396 nucleotides long. The record is from the annotation of a GenBank genome assembly. NCBI's taxonomy places the organism in Eukaryota, Fungi, Ascomycota, Dothideomycetes, Dothideales, Saccotheciaceae.